Messenger RNA from Lycium ferocissimum, 681 nucleotides. RefSeq names its product major strawberry allergen Fra a 1-3-like. The record is from RefSeq and is a predicted model, not a curated record. The transcript has 3 exons. Gene Ontology annotation, molecular function: signaling receptor activity; protein phosphatase inhibitor activity; abscisic acid binding. Bases 235 to 681 code for a protein of 148 amino acids. Gene Ontology annotation, biological process: defense response; abscisic acid-activated signaling pathway. Gene Ontology annotation, cellular component: cytoplasm; nucleus. Lineage: Eukaryota; Viridiplantae; Streptophyta; Magnoliopsida; Solanales; Solanaceae.
ACUAAAUUUUAAAAAAUGCAACUUAAUUCCUCGUGUUCAAAUUUGAAUCAAGGUCAUUAAACGCCACCCAUACAUUUUGUUGAGUUUAGAAUAUUAACCAAAAAUUUCCAUGCCAGGCUAUCUAUAUGCCAAUUCGUGUUUAACCAAAUAACCAUCAUACAAUAUAAAUCAUCAGCUUCUUUAGCCAAUAAUUAAACUUUUAAUUCUAAAACCAUUUGACUAUUCAAGAUCAUUAUGGGUGUUACAACUUUUAACCAAGAGUUUCAAUCCCCUAUAGCACCAAUUCGUUUGUUCAAAGCUUUAAUUGUGGAUUCAAAAUCUCUUAUACCAAAACUAUUGCCUCAAUUUGUUGAGAGUGUUGGUUUGUUACAAGGAGAUGGUGGAGCUGGAAGUAUUGAACAAGUGAACUUCACAAAAGGUAGUCCAUUUGAGUUUGUGAAGCAUAGAAUAGAUGAACUAGACAAAGAAAACAUGGUGUGCAAAUACACAAUGAUUGAAGGGGAUGCAUUGGGAGAAAAGCUGGACUCUAUUUCUUAUGAGGUUAAAUUUGAAGAGUCCAAUCAAGGCUGCAUUUGCAAGAUGACAACUAAUUAUCAUGGAAUUGGUGAAUUUGUUGUCAAAGAAGAAGAUAUUAAAGCUGGCAAAGAUAGUGCUAUUGGCAUAUAUAAAACAAAAAAUUAA